AUGGGCGGCAGCAGCAGCCAUAUGCAACCCCCAGCAAUGUUAGAACAUCAUCAAUUACCACCAUCUUUAAUACACGAUACUACUCCUUUCCAAACACAACAGCAAUAUCAAUUCCCAGAUAUGAAUCAAAUAUUUAAAGGAAUUCCAAAAAUGUUACAAGUUGCUGAUGAUAUGCACAGAAUGAGUAAUUAUAUACAAGAUCUGAGAAAUAUGAUGUUUGUCUGUUCGUUAUUCACAAUUAUUGGCCUUUUUCUAUUUAUUUUGCUCAAAUUCCUUCAGAAUCGUAAAGGCACAAGAAGGAGGAGGAGAAACACUAAUACACAAAAUAAUCGUUUGGAUGAUCAAUCAGAACAGUCCUCUUUAAGUGUAUCUAGACCUUCGAAUAACUAUAGACAUUACCAUUCCGCAAAGCCUAUAGACAAUUGGACACAUAAAAUUGAGAUGGACAGAAUGUUAGAUUCUACUUCUACAAGACACACUAAUUUAACUCCUCAACAUGGGGCACAUGGAACUAUCGGUUCACAUGGAGGUUCUCAUGGAGCUAUAAUGCUAAACAAUAAAGCAGCAAUAGCCUCCUCAUCUAGUCCAGAACACCAACACCAUUAUAAUUCAUUACAUUUACAUGAACAACACCAAACUUCGUCUGGUGUAGCUACUCCAUCACACACUCCAACACAGAUAACUGGACAAUCAAACGGGCAACUUAAGAGGCUCGAUCCAGUAAAACUUAUAGUUGAUGAAAUGCCCUAUGCUGAUAAUGAAAACGAACAAUAA
Messenger RNA from Meloidogyne enterolobii, 774 nucleotides. Lineage: Eukaryota; Metazoa; Nematoda; Chromadorea; Rhabditida; Meloidogynidae. The record is from the annotation of a GenBank genome assembly.